Osmia lignaria (orchard mason bee) is the source of this 1701-nucleotide messenger RNA. Its product is annotated as cytoplasmic dynein 2 intermediate chain 2. The record is from RefSeq and is a predicted model, not a curated record. Gene Ontology annotation, cellular component: cytoplasmic dynein complex; ciliary plasm. Gene Ontology annotation, molecular function: dynein light chain binding; dynein heavy chain binding. Gene Ontology annotation, biological process: intraciliary transport. Lineage: Eukaryota; Metazoa; Arthropoda; Insecta; Hymenoptera; Megachilidae.
CAUUUAGAUGGAGCUGUUUAUCUGACAGCUGUUUUGUAUAUCCAUAUAUCGUGUUCCAAAUGAAAAGUUUACCGAAUAAAGAGUGAUUUUAUUCACAAGUUUUUACUGAGCUGCUUUUAGUUUUUUAUUGCGUAUUGCAAUAACGAAUUUACAUGCUAAUUAUUACGUAGAUUUAGUGAGUAACCUUAUAAAAUCAAACUACUAUUUAUUCAAGGAUGUUUACUAAUCGUUCGUUCGAAGCUGUGAGUUUCAAUUCACAAGUGUCUGCCGCAAAAUCAGAACAAUCGACUAGUGUUCAGACAACGGAAAAUGUUUAUGAUGAAAAUGCUACACAAACAAUAGAAAGAAAGAGCGUUGAGACUCAAACUAUUGUUGAAGAAAAGAAAAAGCCAGAGAUAAAUUAUGAUAGAUUGGCUCAGUUUUUAAACAGAGUCACACCAAGUAUAUUAGAGGCUUUAGAUGAAUCAUAUGAAACUACAGCAUUUGAGGAUUAUGAUCCAAACACUAAUGAAGAUGUACUUACAACUACACAGCUUGUGCAAAAAAUUAGUACUAUAAGUGAAUUAGAUUCUCAGAUGAAAAUAAGUGAUGUAAGUUGGAGUAUUGGAGGAGGAACAUUGGCUGUUUCCCAUGGUAUCCCUUAUCAUGAAACAUGGUGUGAUCAUGUAUCUAAAAUAGAAUUGUAUGAUCAGACCAAGGAAGGUAGUUUCACAGAUACUCCAAGCAAAACAUUAGAAACAAAUGCAUGUGUGACAACAUUGCUUUAUCAUCCAAGUGAACCAUCCAUUAUAGCAGCUGGAUUGUUUAAUGGUGAUGUUCUUGUUUGGAAUCUGAGGAAAUCAGUGACACCAACAACAGUAUGCACACAUGGUGACUCUGUGUCACAAAUACACUGGAAAGCAAGAACUAUCAAUGAUGUGUCACUGUUAGUAAGCUCUAGCAAAGAUGGAUACAUUUAUCUCCAUACAAUGUCUAAGACUACACGAUUAAAAAUAGCCAAAGAACAUAAUCCAGUUGAAAGUUCAAGACCGCGUAGCGCAGGUGGAUCACGUGAACGUGCCGUGAUGUCUGGAUUAUGCAUUACUACCUUUGAUUUCUCGUCCAGAGAUCCCAUAAUCUUUGUUGUGGGUACUUUGUGCGGUGGAAUAUAUAAGUGUAGUUUGGAUCACGUUGCUCCUAUCGAAGGAGAUGAAACUCUUAUGGAUCCUGUCAUAGACAAGUAUGAGAGACACGAAGGUAGUAUUACAUGCAUCAAAUGUUCUCCAGUUCGUAAUCUUUUUGUCACUGCUGCGACGGAUAAAGAGAUACGUAUAUACGAUUUCGAACAGCACGCAUGUUUGCGAUCCAUUUCUUGUGAGAAUACAGUUGUGGGAUUAACAUGGUUAAUAGGGAAUUCUGAUGUAUUAGCGACUUACGGCGCCAGUUCAAACAUUAGACUGUAUAACGUUACAGACGGAAAACUUGUAACAAAUGUAAAAUUCGAGUCAUCUGACAGGGAAAAUGUUAGCUGUUUACGUGUAAAUGGCAAAAAGGACAUGGCAGCGAUUGGUGACACUCAAGGAAAUUUAGAAAUCUGGAGAAUCCCACGACAGUUACCCUAAACAUGUUUCUGUUUAAUUAGUAAUUAUUGCUUUUUCUCCAUUGUAUAAUUGUUGCUUUUUUAUUGCACUUUAUGUAAAAUAUAUUAAUUUUUGUACAACA